UUUCCCAGAGCAAGGAGCUGAGCAGGAAUGAGUUGGCGCCAGCUCCCUCAGAUAUAGACAUUGCUGGCUGGAUGACCAGCCUGCCCCGCUAGCGAGAGCCUAAGGGCUCCCUUGGGCACUGCGUCCCGGAGCUGGGGACUGUAGCACCACACCUCAGGGGUGUGCAUGGCACAGAGGGAGGCCAGAGGGGCACGGGCCAUGCCAGGACUGGGCCAGAGCCCAGCCAAGGCCACGCCGAGGUUGUCAGCAGGCACUGAGAGGAAGAGGAACCGCCUGAGCAGGACAGGGCAGGACCUGUGGGAAGAGUCCAGCUGGAGCAACCAAAGAUGGAGCCGAGCUGCCCUGAACCCUCGAGGAGCCAGGGCCAGGAGCCUGGCUCGGGGUCGGAGCGAGGCCAGUCCUGAGAACGCUGCGCGGGAGCGGAGCCGGGUGAGGACGUUGCGCCAGGCCUUUCUGGCCCUGCAGGCCACCCUGCCGGCCGUGCCGCCUGACACCAAGCUGUCCAAGUUGGACGUGCUGGUGCUGGCCACCAGCUACAUAGCCCACCUCACCCGUACGCUUGGACAAGAGAUGCCCGGCCCUGCCUGGCCGCCUUUCCUGCGUGGACUCCGCUACUUGCACCCUCUCAAGAAGUGGCCAAUGCGAUCUCGUCUCUACGCCGGAGGCCUGGGGUGCUCUGGCCUUGAUUCCACCACAGCCUCCAACUCGGGCCAAAGAACAAAGGAGGCAGAGGCCGGGCCCCAGGUCCCUGGAGAGGCAGACACCCUUCUUCCCACCAGACCGCUGUCACCAGCACCCGGUGACAAGUGAUCGUCACAGUUGCCCCCUUCUCCUGGACUGCGACUGAAGCCUCGGGACCUGGAUUCUCUGCCACGCCUCACCUGUCUUCAUUCUGCCUCUCACCCAUCGGAUCUGAUUCAGGCUUGGCUCUGGGUCCCUGCAGAGCAGUGGGCACCUCUGUAAUGAGAGUACUCAGGAGGACCAGGAGCAGAUAGAGCCUCAGCUUGCCACCCACGGGCGAUGCCCCAGGGGCUCCCUUGUGGUAGUUACAAGGGGAGUGGGCGAGGAAAGGGUUUGAUUGAGUUGGAAGUUGAAUUUGUGCACUGUCCCUUGCUUUUCUCCCCUGAGGUUCCCACAAACCCUGGGCGAUUGCAAGACCACAGGCAUACAGGUAGCAGCUGAGGCGGCCGAGGUAGCAGCCGAGGCUGGCAGAGGCUGCAGGGGCUGAUGGGAAGACCAGGGGGCCAGACUGGCUCUUGGCAGCUGUGAGUGUAAACAGAGCUGGGCCGGGGCCAUAUAGACAGAGGGGACACUGAAGAAGGAAACAUGCUUUGCUAUUUGCACUGCAAGAUGCUCACUAGACGUCAGAGGCAGGGAGGAAUUUAGGAGUCUCGUAUCUGCAUCACGGUCUCUCCAGCUGCCCCUCAUCACUACAUUUUCUCCCUCUCUGGGCCCUGCAGCCUUCCACUCUUUUCUUGAUAUGAGUUAUAUUUACAGGUUAAGCCAGAAAGCUUACAUUGCUUACAUUCCAGGAUGCAGAGACAUCUGUACAUGGUCCUAGCUGCCUGGUUUGAAAUUUCAUCCCAACACCUUAAGGCCUUAUGUAUGAAGACUCAAUUACAUCCUUGAAGGACCUUA
Molecule: messenger RNA, 1638 nt
Organism: Cervus elaphus (red deer)
Lineage: Eukaryota; Metazoa; Chordata; Mammalia; Artiodactyla; Cervidae
Gene: TCF23
Product: transcription factor 23
Exons: 3
Coding region: 166-810 (214 amino acids)
Biological process (GO): regulation of transcription by RNA polymerase II; developmental process
Molecular function (GO): RNA polymerase II transcription regulatory region sequence-specific DNA binding; DNA-binding transcription factor activity, RNA polymerase II-specific; protein dimerization activity
Source: RefSeq, a predicted model, not a curated record